AUGCCCAGGGCGGGGACAGGGGUAAGCCACUGGGGAAAGUCGCGAGCAGAGGAGAGCAACGAGCCGAGAAAAGCAACGAGCCGAGAAAGCCACGGAGACGAGGCACGAGCAAAGGGAAGCCACGGAGGAAAACCACGAGCGGGUCCCGUCAAGCCCCAAGGAGACGUACUGCGAAGCGACCUACACGCAGCGGCGGGGCUCAUACCCCCGCCUGCGCAUGAAGCUCAGGGCGAGGCUCGGGAACUGAGGAGAAAAGUCCUGGAAACCUCAGUCCCGGGACCUCCGCGGGACACCACGAUCUGCACAGGGUUUGCACAGGGUCUGUCCGGGUUUUUAAAGUUUAAAUCAGGUUUUACCGGAGUUUUGAAGAUGGUGACGUUGGAGACGCACCAGAGCCAGGAGCUACAGGUCCCCGCUCUGGACCAGGUCUCGGGUCUGGACCAGGUCUUGAACUCGGGGCUGGGUCUGGUCUCGGGUUUGACGCAGGUCUGGACUCGGAGCAGAACCAGGACUCGGGACCCAACGCCAUCACGGUCCUGA
Molecule: messenger RNA, 540 nt
Organism: Knipowitschia caucasica
Lineage: Eukaryota; Metazoa; Chordata; Actinopteri; Gobiiformes; Gobiidae
Source: the annotation of a GenBank genome assembly